Molecule: messenger RNA, 2975 nt
Organism: Pyrus x bretschneideri (Chinese white pear)
Lineage: Eukaryota; Viridiplantae; Streptophyta; Magnoliopsida; Rosales; Rosaceae
Product: disease resistance protein At4g27190
Exons: 3
Coding region: 1224-2693 (489 amino acids)
Molecular function (GO): ADP binding
Source: RefSeq, a predicted model, not a curated record
GAAGUUGAAGAUGGGGAGAAGAAAGAGGAGGGGGGACGAACUGAGGGUUUUUUUUAUUAUUAUUUUUUUGUACUUUUUAUUAUUAUUUUAAUAUUUAAAAAAUAUUAAAUAUUUUUUUUGUUUUGAAUAAUAUUUUAAUAAAAAGUGGGGUCCGAAUUAAGCUACGUUAGCAUUUUACUGAAAAGUAAACGGUUAAGUAACGGAAGGUAUAACAUUGGACCAAAUUUUAAAGAUGAGAUAUGAAAAUGUCGUGAUAAUAAUAGUUAAUGUAGUUUUUUAUACUUUACCCAAAUAUUUUUUAUGUAGUUGCGUUAUUGAUUCAGAAUGUAAUGAUGAACUUGGUCUUGAUAAGUUUUUAUCAACUACGAGUGAUGACUGCGGGAGUAAUAUAGAUCACCAUCUAACAAGAAUGCAGAGAAAGAGCCUAUUCUUAUAGAUCUCUAAGUUAUAGGGUGUUUUUGCUUUGUUUGGCCUCUUAAUUUGACUUUGGUAAUUAAGAAUUCGUUUGAAUAUACUUUUAAAAUAACUUAAAGCAUUUUAAAAAAAAAAUAUUUUUGGAUUCUACAAGUACUUAAAGUGUUUUUUACAAGAAACACUAGUUAUUUAUUUCUUUUAGAAAGCAUUUUAAGUGUUUUUUUCAGGAUUUAUUAGCAUUUUUUACUAAGGAUUGUUUUUAAAAAUAUUUUCACUAAAAACGCUUUCAGUUAUUUUAAAAUCACACUCAAACAAGCUCUAAAGGACAACAUAAAGAGUAAAGUGAAUGAUAUCAUGUUUGAUUUUUUUAAUGUAAAAAUAUGUUUUUUCGUUAAAAUGAAUAAUACCGUGAGUUUUUCGUUAAAACUCUUAUAAUAAAAAACAUUUCUGAUGCUUAGGAUCCGUUCUACAGAGAAUUAAAAAUUGUUUCUGAAAGACUACUUACGUCUAAAGUAGGGAACAAAAAUUAAAAAGUAGAGAAGUCUAUGCGUAGACUUCCUCAGCCCUACAAGUAGAGAGAAUUAUCUGAUGAGCGAAUAGCAGUGGUAACACCCCAUCCCAACAGCAACCUAGUCGAAGUUCAACUGGAUGGCCAUGGCGACGGAGAGUUGGUGAAUCAAAGCUCAGAUCAAGAAGUUGACAGACAUCCGAAGAACCAAGCUUAACCAUCCUCACAUUUUCCAUGACAUUCGUCCAAGGCACAAAACGUUUUCAAGUCUGUACCAGUUGAAGCUAAGGAAGAUCCAGGUAUGGACAUUGUUAAUUUCGUACUACAAGUCGGUGAGUUGUUAUGGACUCCAGUGAAGCGUAAUGUGGGUUACUUGGUGCAUUACAAGAGACACAUACAGUCUCUUGAAGUUCUGGUAGGAAAGCUUGAGACCACGCGGAAUGAUUACCAGCGAAGCGUAGAUGCGGCGUUAAUGAAUGGAGACGAAGUUAAGUCCGAAGUUCAAAAAUGGCUCAAGGAUGCUGACAAGGCCAUAAUCGAUGCGAAAAGACUGAAUAAUGAAGCCGGAGAAAACAAAACAUGCCUUGGAGGCUGCUGCCCGAAUUUGAAAUGGCGUUACACUUUAAGCAAGAGAGCAGUUAAUGAGACAGAAGAAAUGAACAAGCUUAAUGAAGAGAAAAGUUUUGAAACAGUUACACUUCAAGUUCGCCUGCCCGUUGAGUUUGAGUCCACCAUGUCAACGGGAGAUUUUGAAGUAUUUGAAGCAACAAGGCAAGCCAUGGAUGGGGUCAUGAAGGCGCUGAAAGACGAUAACAUCACUGUCAUCGGGGUUCACGGAAUGGGAGGCAUAGGCAAGACAACCAUGGUGAAACAUGUUGGUUUGCAAGCGUGUAAAGACAAGCUCUUUGAUCAUGUGAUUAUGGCUGUCAUUUCCCAAAACCCGAACCUGGUUAAGAUUCAACAACAGCUUGCAGAAAUGCUGGCCUUGAAUUUGAAUGAGCAGACAGAAAUAGCCAGAGCAGCUAGAUUGAAGGAGAGAAUAAGGAGAGGAAAAAAGAUCCUUAUAAUUUUAGACGAUAUUUGGAGGGCAAUAGAUUUGUCUCUCAUAGGGAUCCCCGACGACUACGAGCUCCAAAACUGCAAUUCCAAGGUCCUUCUCACCACAAGGUUACAGAAUGUAUGUCAUGCAAUGAAGAGCCAAGAAAUGAUCCAUCUCGAUUUCCUAUCAGACGAAGAUUCUUGGGCCUUGUUUGUGAAAAAGGCUAACAGGUCUUUUGAAUCAACCAAUUUCUAUGACAUAGCGAGGAAGGCAGCUGGAGAAUGCGGCGGUCUCCCAAUUGCUUUGAUUGAAGUUGCAAGAGCACUCGGAGAUACGGACUCGGAAGAAUGGAGAAAAGCAACUCGACGACCAGAGAUGUUCCAAAUUACCAACCUUGAUGACGAGGGAGAUGUGUUCAGAUGUAUAAAGUUGAGCUACGAUUACUUGAAUAGCAAUGAUGCCAAGUUAUUCUUCUUACUUUGCUGCUUAUUCCCGAAGGACUCUGAUAUUCAUAUCGAAGACUUGCUGAAGUGUGGUAUCGGGAAGGGAUUGUUUCGAGAUGCCAACUCAAUGCAAGAGGCCAGAAGUACGGCACAUUUGGUGGCCAAGUACCUUAAAGCUUGUAGCUUGGUUUUGGAUGGUGAACACGACGGAUGUGUAAGAAUGCAUGAUGUGAUCCGGGACGUGGCAAUACUAAUUGCAUCAUCUGGGGAUGGCCAAGGGUUCUUUUAAAGGAUUGGCCAAAGAAUUCAAUCGAAUUAAUUUAAAACAUAAUCCGUUCCUGUAAUGAAAAAAAAAACAAAAAAAACAAAAACAAAUCAAAACUGCAACCAGUGAUACAAAGCAUAGAAUUUUCUAAAGAAAUGGAGAAUGGAGAAGCGAAAGAAAUAGAGAACGGAGAGGCCAAAGAAAAUUAUAAAUAAUGGCACGUAUCUUAUUUAAUGCAAUAAUGGUACUGGACUUGUAUUGGAAGUACUCUUAAAGAUAUUUACUACACGAAUUUCGAAAUUCAAA